AUGUUCCGCCCGGCCGAGGAUCACAUGCAGCGCAUGGCGGGCUACCACAUGCAGCGUGGUGCCGUACAUGAUAUGGGCAUGAUCCUCCGCAUGGAAGAAGAGCAGUCGCUCAUGAGGCAGAUGCAGGAGAUGGAGAUGAUGCAGAUGCAGGCCAUGGGCGGCAUGCCCCCUUAUGGGAACGGGCAGUGGGUCCCCCCGCCGCAACAGCAGCAAAGCGCGGGCAGCUUAGCGGGACCCACUGGAUCUGCGAGUGUGCCUAAUGCUAUACCGAGCUCGGCUGUCCAGCCUCCAGCGGCCGGCGCUGGCAACGCGUCCAUCCCUCCUCAACGAGCGGCGAAUCCGACGAUCAAAGGCGAUGCGAACAGCCAGUCUCCGUCUACCACUGCUGCCAGUCGCGGCCUUGGACUUGAUGAUGUGCCAUCUCCGCUGGGAACUUCCUCCACCCACGCGCCGAAAGGCCUCUACAGCACGACGCCGUCCAUGAAUAAUGCCAAUGGUCCCGCCGCGGCGCAAGAUACAAUGUACAAUGUCAGCAGCAUGUACGGUGGCGACCCCAGCGCCUAUGCUCCGGCGUUCACGGGCGGCGGCCUCAACGAGAAUGGCACCAGCGCUGUCGGCUACUCCAUGUACGACGCAAACAACGCCAGCAGCAUGUACCAGCAGCCAUCGCCGUCUUCGGGUGCGACUAACGCGAGUGACGCGAAGGCCGCGCCUGCUGCUGACGCUCCCGCUCCUGGCAACGCUUCGAAGGCAGUCACACCGGCGCUGCAGCGCAAGUCGUCGGCCACUUCCCUCGGAAAGAAGAACUCCACAGCCAGCAUGAACCGGAGCGACACAACCUCCAACUCGACGACGCACCGCAGCCGCGAGAUUCGCCAGAAGAACAGCGAGCUGAAGCGGCAGAACUCGAGUGGUGCCAUCAACGGCGGCUCCUCCAGCCGCCCCGCCUCCGCAGAAAAGAAGCGCUCGUCCUCAAGGCACAAGAACAAGUGCCCGUCUUCCCCGUCCUCCUCCAAGGACAAGAAUACGCGCCCGGCGUUCGCAUCGUCCUCUGCCAGGGAAAACGGCAAGAAGCACCACUAG
Leishmania major strain Friedlin is the source of this 1083-nucleotide messenger RNA. RefSeq lists its product as hypothetical. The transcript has a single exon. Lineage: Eukaryota; Euglenozoa; Kinetoplastea; Trypanosomatida; Trypanosomatidae. The record is from RefSeq and is a predicted model, not a curated record. Bases 1 to 1083 code for a protein of 360 amino acids.